AUGGCGCACUUGGUCGUUGAACAGCACGCGGUAGGCGUCGUUGUACUUGCCCUCGAGGUAGUGCUUGCGCACGCGGAGGGGCUCGGCCGACUCAAUGCGGCGGCGUUUGCGCGGGGUGCCUGGCGUACUGGGCGUGUCUGGUGUGCGCGACAGCAGGCGGGGCGCGGGCGACGGGCGGGUCUCGACGUCGCUGGACAGCGCCGACGUGGCCUCGUCUCCAGAACUCAUCGUGGGCGGGCGGGUGUGAGGGCGGGCGCGCGGACGGGGAGUCCUCCUCCGCCGCCACCACCGCCCGCCGCGCCCGCCCCGCCCAAGCUCCAGCUCCGUGAGUACCAGGAAGAGUGCAUCCAGGCAGUCCUCGCCUACCUGCAGGCAGGCCACAGGCGGCUCGGCGUGUCCCUGGCCACCGGCUCCGGCAAGACGGUCAUCUUCACCCACCUCAUCGACCGCAUCCCGUCCGUGGGCGACGCCACCCAGACGCUCAUCCUCGCCCACCGCCGCGAGCUCGUCGAGCAGGCCGCCCGCCACUGCGCCCUCACCUACCCCGACAAGCAUGUCGAAAUCGAGAUGGGCAACAACGCCGCCUCGGGCGCCGCCGACAUCACCAUUGCCUCGGUGCAGAGCAUCACGUCGGGCGACCGCCUACACAAGUUCGACCCGUCGCGCUACAAGCUCGUGCUGGUCGACGAGGCCCAUCACAUAGUCAGCCCGACCUACCUCGAGGUCCUGGAACACUUUGGUCUACGUCAUGCGUCCGAGUGGAGUAGCCGCCAUGUCGCUGCCUUGGUCGGCGUGUCGGCCACCUUCUCGCGCUUCGACGGCAGGAAGCUCGGCUCUGUCAUCGACCACAUUGUCUACCACCGUGACUACGUCGACAUGAUCGAAGAAAACUGGCUGUCCGACGUCGUCUUCACCACUGUCGAGAUGAAGGCUGAUCUGACCAAGGUCGGCUCUACCGUCAACGGUGACUUCCAGACUGCCGCCCUGUCCAAAGCGAUCAACACCAACGAAACCAACGAGCUCGUGCUGAAGUCUUGGUCGACCAAGGCUAAAGGCCGCAAGUCGACCCUCAUCUUCUGCGUCGAUCUGAGUCACGUCACCAACCUGACCACUAAGUUUCGGGAAUAUGGCAUCGACGCGCAAUUCGUCACUGGCGACACGCCCGCCAAGAUCCGCAGCGCCAGGAUAGACGCGUUUCGAAACGGCGAGUUUUCAGUCCUGUUGAACUGUGGAGUCUUCACCGAGGGUACCGACAUUCCAAAUAUCGACUGUGUGCUGCUGGCUCGCCCGACUAAAUCGCGCAACUUGCUCGUGCAGAUGAUCGGACGAGGUAUGCGCCUGCACAAGGGUAAAGACAACUGUCACAUCAUCGACAUGGUUGCAGCACUAAGCACUGGUGUCGUGUCAACACCCACUCUGUUUGGGCUCGAUCCUGGCGAGAUCGUCGAGAACGUGGACACGAAGAGCAUGGCCGAGAUGAAGGAGAGGAAGGAGACGGAGAAGCAGCGCCAGCAAGACGCCGCCGUGCUGAUGCACCGCACGCUUUCGAGCAAGCUGCCGGGCGCCGUCACCUUCACCGACUACGACUCGGUCCACGAUCUCAUCGCAGACACCUCCGGCGACCAGUACAUCCGCAACCUGAGCCAGUAUGCGUGGGUUGGUGCUGGUGACGGCAAAUUCAUUCUCACCACAAAUAGUGGCAACUACAUCGUCAUUGAGCCAUCCGAUACAGCCGAAGGUUGCUUCAGAGCCAAGUACUACCGCAGACUGCCUCGAGUUGAGACUAUCAAAAGUCCUUAUGCUGCCCCGCGGACCAUCGCAGAAGGGGAAUCCUUCGAGCAUGUUGUACACGCUGCAGACACUUUUGCAAAAGACGUCUUCGAGCACAUGUGGAUUGCAAAGAACAUGCCGUGGCGCCGUAGUCCCGCGUCCCAAGCCCAAAUCGACUUCUUGAACAAGACACGACCUAAAGAAGACCAGCUGAACUGUUCUGACCUGACCAAAGGCAAAGCAGGCGACAUGAUCACAAGGUUGAAGCACGGCGUGAAAGGGCGAUACGCCCGAGCUUCGUCCAAAAUGCGAAACGAGGUGCGAACAAAGCAGCGUGCCCAAACGCUGCAUGAAAAGCUCUCCGGCCGCAUUCAGGUAGGACCAUUGGCGCAAGUGUGA
Messenger RNA from Boeremia exigua, 2169 nucleotides. RefSeq names its product P-loop containing nucleoside triphosphate hydrolase protein. The transcript is spliced from 3 exons. The record is from RefSeq and is a predicted model, not a curated record. Bases 1 to 2169 code for a protein of 722 amino acids. Gene Ontology annotation, molecular function: DNA binding; hydrolase activity; ATP binding. NCBI's taxonomy places the organism in Eukaryota, Fungi, Ascomycota, Dothideomycetes, Pleosporales, Didymellaceae.